Spodoptera littoralis (African cotton leafworm) is the source of this 2925-nucleotide messenger RNA. The record is from the annotation of a GenBank genome assembly. Lineage: Eukaryota; Metazoa; Arthropoda; Insecta; Lepidoptera; Noctuidae.
AUGGUCAAAGUGUCAAUGAGUGAAUUAGAUCAGACUGCUAUAGACCAGAACAGCUUCAUCAACCUUCAGAUAGUAGCCACUGCUAGGAGCAGCACCGCGACUGCCGUCAUCACCCUGGAGAUUAUAAAAGACGACAAUGUUACUCCAGUAUUCGAGCAGCCAAUUUACACUGGGACCUAUGAUCCUGACGGGAAAUUGAUAAUUGAGCAAAUAUUAUUUAGUCAGGGUUAUGAUGGAGUUGACUCCGUGGUCUUUGACGGAGAACACAAGAGAUUCUUCACAGCGACGCGGAAUGGAGCCCACGUUACAAUAGAAGUAUCAACUAUACCGCCUGAGUUAUUCAACUUGGGGCACAUAAUAUUGUCUUUGCAAGCUACAAAGCCAAGGACUGUGGGUGCUACUACUGCUGUGAUCAUCACUCUGCCUGCAGGUUCGGAGCCGGAAGAUAAUGUAUCAUUCCAGAACCUCGUCCACCGAGGCACUGUUCAAGACAAUGUCGUCCAACACGAGGAUAUCAGAAUACUUGGUUUCGAUGGAACAACUAUCGACUUACAUGGAGAUUACUCAGACUUGUUCGCGGCGCGUGUCACGAACGGAUUGGUGUCGGUGACACUGAAGCCAGAACAGAACCUCCCCGCUGCCGUCACACGCGUAGCCCUUGAGCUCCACGCGAGAAGCGCAAGAGCUGUAUUGCUUCUUAAUGUCUUGGGAUCAGGUUCGGAGCCGGAAGAUAAUGUAUCAUUCCAGAACCUCGUCCACCGAGGCACUGUUCAAGACAAUGUCGUCCAACACGAGGAUAUCAGAAUACUUGGUUUCGAUGGAACAACUAUCGACUUACAUGGAGAUUACUCAGACUUGUUCGCGGCGCGUGUCACGAACGGAUUGGUGUCGGUGACACUGAAGCCAGAACAGAACCUCCCCGCUGCCGUCACACGCGUAGCCCUUGAGCUCCACGCGAGAAGCGCAAGAGCUGUAUUGCUUCUUAAUGUCUUGGGAUCAGGCAUUGAACCCUCAGUGGAGUUUUCUCCGGAGUCCUACGCAAUGUUAGUAUCCACAACGCAGACUGGCAUCGUGGGUCGAGUGACAGCUACAUCCAACAAUAAUGAAGCAAUCACGUACUCUAUUGACACGGACAACGGUCAUCUACUAUCACGUCUUUCUAUAAACAAUGAGGGCGAACUGCACUUGUCUGCUCCGGUUGAUAGUGGUGUUUACACUUUCCAAGUUGUUGCUGCUACUGCACAAGCAAGGGCCACAGCUACGGUACAUCUUACAUCGCAAGCAGCCACGGUAUGCGACGAUCACGGCAUUGUAGUACCACCGUUGAUUGUAAUAGAUCGAGACGAAGAAGAGGAACACAGGAAUCUAGUGGUACUUGAUCCUACGCAACAUGCUGGCUGCCGUUACACCAUGACAAAUCGAUGGCCCACACAGCAAUCAUGGCUGUAUGUCGAUGAAACUGGAUUACACACCACAGCAAUAGACAGAGAACACGAGUCUAUAGCGUUCAUGAGCGUUUCACAAGUUCAAGUGGAGCUUCUAUUACAAUGUGACAAUGACCCUGUACGAACAAGACGCUCGAAACGCUCAUACGAUUGGCUUGACCCCUAUGAAUACGGUAGCAAUAAAUGGAUCCUCACAGACUCGAUCCCCUACAACUCCAGACGUACCUUAGUAAAUGUGAUAGUGAAUGACAUCAAUGAUAACGCUCCUAUAUUUGUGGGUAAAGAAAACGAACCAAUUGCUGUCGGAUAUCCAAGUAGUGAGCUCGAAGAAAGGAUAUUACCUCGCUCUUUAGCAGAGUUGCAGGCGACAGACGCAGAUAUUGGAAUAAAUGCUGCAUUAAGGUACUCCAGUUCAGAGAGUGUGCUAGCUGUCGCACCAACUACAGGCUUCGUUCACGUGCGAAGUGGUGCUAAUCUCCAGCACAACCAGGUCCUUACUGUAACAGCCACUGAUCAAAAUGGAGAAGGAUUGUCUGGAACUAUCCAACUAGUAGUAAAACUAUUGGAUGUAAGCCAUAUAGCAGUAGUGACUGUCAGAGAUGUCUUCCUAGACGAUGAAAAAACAGUCUUAACUCAGUUAAGUGAUGCCGUCGGAUAUGAAGUCAAGGCUUUGAGGUCAGUUGUCGUAUCUGAUGACAUAAAUGAAGAUGUCACUAGGCACAAACGGCAAACUAACGCCAGAACUUCACUACAACUUUAUGUAUAUGGACUAGUCGAACAAGAACCUGUUGUAGUUACUCAACUGACAAGUGAUUUUAAUAACCAAGCUGUCAUCCAGAAUGUAGUUACCAUCCCACUGGAAACUCAUUUGGAAAAUGGGAACACGGUGAUACAAACUGCAGUUGGAUUGUUGAUAGCUACAAUAAUCCUUAGUGUUCUACUAUUUGCGGCUCUUUGUGUAAUAGGCGUUUGGUUCUUCCUAAGAUGGAGGAAGAACAGACAUUACAACGAAUUCACCGAUAAUAGCAGUCUUGCAUCAAGAAAUGCAUCGCUUGGAGAGCAAGACAAACCAGAAGAAGUCAGACCACGACUGAAUAUUGAAGAACUAAAGAAAAGCGAGAAAAGAUUACAAGAAAGAUUGGCAGCCCCUAUGGAAGAGGUUACAGUAGAACCGAUGCCAAGAAAACCAGAGCCUGCUGUGGAAGCUAUAUUAGAUGUGCCAGUGCCUCAACAUAGUGUACCAAUAGUGAUACAAUCAAUUGAUAAAUUAAAAGAUGCUGACGAUGACAGUGACAAUGAUGAAUUUGGGGAAGUCAGUAAAGCACGUAGAAAAUCCGUAGUGACAUUCAAUGAAAAUGUUGAAAAAAUAAUUCAUGUACAAAACGAGGUUGAUGAAAGCGAAACAGAUGGCAUUAUUACUGUUGAUAACGAUGAUGCCGGCAGUACUAGCACCGAUGACAUUGCAAUUUACAGACUAUAA